Molecule: messenger RNA, 654 nt
Organism: Danaus chrysippus (African queen)
Lineage: Eukaryota; Metazoa; Arthropoda; Insecta; Lepidoptera; Nymphalidae
Source: the annotation of a GenBank genome assembly
AUGGAAGAAAAUUGGAACUAUAAAAUUGAUUUGAAUGAAAUUGAAGGAACUUUGUUUGGUAAUUUUGAAUUGGAAAUUAAUAACUUAUGUAAAGAUGUUCUUCUGGCUCUCGAACAAGGUUUUAUUAGUAACCCUAUUGACUACCAAGCAAAUUUGGCUCAAACCUACGACGAAGAAUUGAAGAAUCUUGUUGAAUGCAAUAAAUCUUUGAAGCAAAAAAUUGACAAUAAGAUCAAAACUCUAACACAACAACAGACGCAGUAUGAAACAUUCAAAAAAGAUCAAAAGCUUCUGACACAGGAAAUAAAAGAGACUCACGAGGCAUUUUUAAUGGCGAAAAAAUGCUAUAAGAAGAUUUUGAAAAUGUACUUUUCUAUCGAAAGUCGUAAAAAUGACAAUCAAGUUAUUUUUGUACAGUUUUUCACAGAAUCUAAGAAGGAUAGUGAAAAUUAUUCAGUUAGAUUAAUAAGAAAUAUUAAAAACGGAAAAUAUGAAUUGCAAAGUGUGAAUCCCAAAUUGAAAUGUUUCAAGGAACUACAGAAAGAAUUAUAUGAUACUAAUAAUGUACCUGGUAUAUUGUGCACUUUAAGACAAGCUUUCGUUGCAUUGAAGGAUAAAAAAGGCAGUAAUAAAAUUAAAACACAACUGGAAUAA